GAUGGGAGGAAUGAUCAAUGGCUAUAGAUAUGAUCAUAUAGAUGGCCGUGGCAAUUACAUCGACCCGCAGGGUCGUCGAAUUUUGGACUCGCAGGGUCGUCGAAUGGUUUUUUACGAAAAUAAACCGAUGAGCCCUCGUGCAAAACAAUUUUGGCUUGGUUUUCUAAUUGGAUUUAUUAUUUUUGCCAUAAUUUCUUAUAACUUGGCCGAAAAAUAUGCGGAUAAAAAAGUUCCACAUAAUGUUCUGUUAUUGACUUUAAUGGGAGGGGGUGUUGGAGGUUUUGUUGUUGGCCUUUUUCUUUAUGCUAGACAAAUAGCUAAAGAACGUGGAAGUUGGUUUGGUUCUGAAGAGACUAAAGCCGGAGAGUUGUUCUUACUUGGCCUUACAUUUGGCUUCAUAAUUUUUGCUGCAAUUUUUGGUUAUGCUGCUUACAUGUUAUCUCCACAUCUUGAAAGAUUUUUUGAAGACAAAGAGGAUUUGAAAGAUUUCCGUUUUCACGCAUGUAUUAUUGGAGGACUUGCUAUGGGUUUGAUUAUUGGAGCUUCACUUUACGUUUGUCAGAAAAAUCGUGAACAACGAUGA
Meloidogyne enterolobii is the source of this 583-nucleotide messenger RNA. The record is from the annotation of a GenBank genome assembly. NCBI's taxonomy places the organism in Eukaryota, Metazoa, Nematoda, Chromadorea, Rhabditida, Meloidogynidae.